AUGAGCACACACCAUCUCAUCCACCUCUCAUCACAGCACACACCAUCUCAUCCACCUCUCAUCACAGCACACACCAUCUCAUCCACCUCUCAUCACAGCACACACCAUCUCAUCCACCUCUCAUCACAGCACACACCAUCUCAUCCACCUCUCAUCACAGCACACACCAUCUCAUCCACCUCUCAUCACAGCACACACCAUCUCAUCCACCUCUCAUCACAGCACACACCAUCUCAUCCACCUCUCAUCACAGCACACACCAUCUCAUCCACCUCUCAUCACAGCACACACCAUCUCAUCCACCUCUCAUCACAGCACACACCAUCUCAUCCACCUCUCAUCACAGCACACACCAUCUCAUCCACCUCUCAUCACAGCACACUCCAUCUCAUCCACCUCUCAUCACAGCACACACCAUCUCAUCCACCUCUCAUCACAGCACACACCAUCUCAUCCACCUCUCAUCACAGCACACACCAUCUCAUCCACCUCUCAUCACAGCACACACCAUCUCAUCCACCUCUCAUCACAGCACACACCAUCUCAUCCACCUCUCAUCACAGCACACACCAUCUCAUCCACCUCUCAUCACAGCACACACCAUCUCAUCCACCUCUCAUCACAGCACACACCAUCUCAUCCACCUCUCAUCACAGCACACACCAUCUCAUCCACCUCUCAUCACAGCACACACCAUCUCAUCCACCUCUCAUCACAGCACACACCAUCUCAUCCACCUCUCAUCACAGCACACACCAUCUCAUCCACCUCUCAUCACAGCACACUCCAUCUCAUCCACCUCUCAUCACAGCACACACCAUCUCAUCCACCUCUCAUCACAGCACACACCAUCUCAUCCACCUCUCAUCACAGCACACACCAUCUCAUCCACCUCUCAUCACAGCACACACCAUCUCAUCCACCUCUCAUCACAGCACACACCAUCUCAUCCACCUCUCAUCACAGCACACUCCAUCUCAUCCACCUCUCAUCACAGCACACACCAUCUCAUCCACCUCUCAUCACAGCACACACCAUCUCAUCCACCUCUCAUCACAGCACACCCAUCUCAUCCACCUCUCAUCACAGCACACUCCAUCUCAUCCACCUCUCAUCACAGCACACACCAUCUCAUCCACCUCUCAUCACAUGCACACUCCAUCUCAUCCACCUCUCAUCACAGCACACACCAUCUCAUCCACCUCUCAUCACAGCACACUCCAUCUCAUCCACCUCUCAUCACAGCACACACCAUCUCAUCCACCUCUCAUCACAGCACACACCAUCUCAUCCACCUCUCAUCACAUGCAUACUCCAUCUCAUCCACCUCAACCCACCUCACUAUUUUAA
This is a messenger RNA of Portunus trituberculatus (swimming crab), 1350 nucleotides long. RefSeq names its product histidine-rich glycoprotein-like. Lineage: Eukaryota; Metazoa; Arthropoda; Malacostraca; Decapoda; Portunidae. Bases 1 to 1350 code for a protein of 449 amino acids. The record is from RefSeq and is a predicted model, not a curated record. The transcript is spliced from 2 exons.